Messenger RNA from Rotaria sp. Silwood2, 1533 nucleotides. Lineage: Eukaryota; Metazoa; Rotifera; Eurotatoria; Philodinida; Philodinidae. The record is from the annotation of a GenBank genome assembly.
AUGCGGACCUUUCGCAGGCGUCAACGAGGACGAUGUGUAAUGCCCAAGCCUCAACCUGAAGCAUUCACGUUAUUGAUCGUGAUUGCAUCCGUGACAGUUCCAGUCGAUUCUACGAGUGGUUCGUCGUUAAUUAUGCCUCCCAGAAAAGGAGGAACUAAUUUAUCCAAACAAGGACAAAUUAUUUGUAAUGGUGAAAAUGUAAAUCAAGGUCAAACAGCAGUAGCUGAUGUUGGAGGAACAAUGGCGAUGAGUCAUAAUCCGAGAACAAAGGCCUCUGCUACAACAAAAACUUCUUCAGGAACAAAGGCUGGCCUGAUAAAGCAAUCAAAUUUUAGCAUCGCUCCUCUAAUUCUACAGGGCGUUAAGCUACAUAAAUUUCUAAGUCGAUCAGGCCAUUUUACAAUAUAUGCAGCUGAUGUUAGCUCGUUUAAUCGUCUAUUAAAUGAGUUAACACCAAUACUUGCGACAAACGGACAGGCUACAGCUAAAAUAUAUGUGCCCCGAUCCAUUCAACGUAUCAAAGAUACGAAAAAAGUCGCGUUUGUUAAAAAUGGCGACAUAGAAAUUCUGGAAGGUCGAAUAACUGAAGCAUUAGAGGACAUUGGACUUGAUGCUAUAGAUGUUGUUCGACUAAUGAAUAAAACUAAAAACGUUCCUACUAGAACGAUCAAGAUUACAUUUAGUGAUCCACAAAAUCGAAAUACAUUCGUUCAUACUGGUCUACAAGUGGACUCAAUGCAUUUCACAGCUGAAGCAGCAAAUCAAAACACCAAACCUGUAAAAUGCUAUAUAUGUCUGAAAUACAAUCAUGUGGCAAAAUACUGCAAAACGAAGCAGGAGAUAUGUGCUCGAUCUGGUGAAAAUCAUAGGAUUGAACAAUGUGCUGCUGCUAGUGAUGUGGUAAAAUGCUUCAAUUGUAACGGUAGUCAUAUAGCAACAUCAAGUGAAUGUGCAACUUAUAAAGAACAGGAGAAAAGAAUUAACAAUUUAGUUAAUCAAUAUUCCGCUCCGAAUAUACCAACAACAUCAGCUCCAGCCAUUCAUGACUUAAACGAAUUUCCAUCGCUACCAAACCUCUUACAACGUCAACAAGAACACAUUCAUAAUGAAUUAUUCGAUGAAAUUAUCAAUGUAUUAAGCAGCAAAAUGGAAAAGAUUAUCGAAGAAACAACCAGCGGACUAUUCCAGACGCUACUUAAGAAGAUCAAAAAGAUCGAAACAUUCAUCGAAACACACGACAACAACGUUAAAGAUGCCUUGACUAUCUCGGAUUCUGAUUCAGAAGAAGAAAGUCAAGUAGUUAAACACAUUAGAAACAAGCAAAAACAAAAGGUAGCAAUAACCAAAUUAACCACCUCAGCAACUGAUACAUCAAGCAAACCAACAACAACUUCAAAUGUAACUUCAUCAAAACCACCACGAAAAGCUAAAGAAGAAUCAAAACCAACCAAAAGAGUUCGAUCACCCAACAGCUCCUUAGAUGCAUCGACAUUUGAUAGCAAAGACCUAAAAACAAGCAACAACGAUGAUUAG